Messenger RNA from Osmia bicornis bicornis, 3017 nucleotides. RefSeq names its product SCY1-like protein 2. Gene Ontology annotation, molecular function: ATP binding; protein kinase activity. The record is from RefSeq and is a predicted model, not a curated record. The coding region runs from base 361 to 2859 and encodes 832 amino acids. Gene Ontology annotation, biological process: protein phosphorylation. Lineage: Eukaryota; Metazoa; Arthropoda; Insecta; Hymenoptera; Megachilidae. The transcript is spliced from 3 exons.
UGUAGGUUUCAAAUCAUUGACAGGAGGCUAGUAAAAUACAACUAACCAAUACAAUAUGUAAAAGUUCGGUGAUUAUGUCAAACAGUUAAUAUUAUAUUUGAUGUAGUAGCAUUAAUUUUAAGAUAAGUAUUACGUAUAUGAUAAGAGCAUUUUACAGUGUUAUCAAAUGCUUGAAAGAAAUGUUUUCUUGUAAAAUACAAAGUAUAUGUCAGUUUAUGUUCAGUGUUAAAUCAAUGUGUAUUAAAAUUUAAAGAUUAUUCAGUACUUAACAACUGUUAAUCAGGAUUAAAAAGAAUUUACGAACAUAAAAAUUCAAAGAUAUCUCUAAGCUGCAUAACAUAUUUUAUUAAGCAUUAAUAAAUGAUUACUUCAAAGAUAUUAGAAAAUAAGAUGGAUGUAUUUGCAAAAUUAAGAAAUACUGUGAGCAAUACAAUUUCUAAUACAGUUCAAAACACCGCUUAUGGAUUGUCACAAUUAUCAAAUGUUCUUCCUGGCAAUCCAGUUACCAGAGAAUUUGAGAUAAAUGCACACAUUGCAAGUGCAGGACCAGCAUUGCUUUGGAAAGUUUAUAGCGGUUAUAAAAAAUCUACAAAGCAAGAAGCAGCAAUUUUUGUAUUCGAGAAACGAGUUCUGGAUAAAUUUUCCAAAAAUGAUAAAGAGUUGAUCUUAGAAACCUUGAAGAGAGGCGUGGCACAAUUAACAAAAUUGCGUCAUCCACAAAUUUUAACUGUCCAACACCCUUUGGAAGAAUCAAGAGAUAGUUUAGCAUUUGCAACUGAGCCUGUCUUAGCCAGCUUAGCUAAUGUCUUGGGAAAUCAUGAUAAUUUACCUCAACUGCUGCCAAAUAAUUUGAAAGAUUAUAAAUUACACGACGUAGAAAUUAAAUAUGGUCUUCUACAACUUGGAGAGGGCCUUGCAUUUUUACAUGGAGAUGUUAAACUGUUGCACAGAAACCUAUGCCCAGAAUCUAUCGUCGUUAAUAGCCAUGGAGCAUGGAAAAUUUUUGGAUUUGAUUUUUGCGCUUUGAAUCAAAGCGUCGAGGGUAAACAGUCGCAAUGGUCGUACGUAGAAUACGAUAUGUCGGUUUCGUUUGCGGCCCAACCGAAUUUAAAUUAUCAAGCACCAGAAUGCAUUUUAGCAAGCAGCGUCGGUACAGCCAGUGAUAUAUUUUCUUUAGGAAUACUGGCGUAUAUUUUACAUUCUCCUAUGAAUGUACCACUUUAUGACUGUAAAAAUGAUUUAAUGAAAUGUAAACAUUUUUUAGACUGUUUCACAAAUUCAACUAUUGCCUCUAAGCUUCUUCCAAUUCCGGAUAAUCUUAGAGAUACGGUGAAACUUAUGUUGAACCAUAAUCCUGAAUUAAGACCAGAUGCUCAUCAGUUUGUAAAAAUAGAAUAUUUCAUGGAUAUAGCUGUGAAAACGUUAAAUUAUUUAGAUAAAAUCUUUCAAUGGGAUAAUUUACAGAAGUCACAAUUUUAUAAAGGAUUACCACAACUUCUAAAGCAGCUACCACAUAGAGUUAUACUGCACAGAGUCCUUCCAGCUUUAUAUAAAGAAUUAAUCAAUCCACCGAUGAUUCCAUUUGUUUUGCCAAGCAUAAUAUAUGCGAUGGAGAAAAGUUCUGUGGAGGAAUUUAGAGAAUGUAUUUUGCCAAAUAUUAAACAUGUUCUGACGUUAGACGAUCCACCGCAGAUCAGUCUUGUUUUAAUGCAACAUGUUGAUUUAUUAUUAAAAUUAUGUACCGCAGAGGUAAUAAAGACGGAUAUAGUUCCAAUGUUGCUACGUGCUUUAGAGUCUGAAUGGGAACAAUUGCAAGAAUUAUGUUUAUCAGCUCUACCUGAAAUUAUAACGAUGAUCGAAGGACCACUGAUUAAAAAUGCAAUUUUGCCUAGAAUGAAGAGAAUUUGUUUAAAUGAAAAAGGAUCCAGCAGUAAAAGUCUUGGAGUUAGAGUUAACUGUUUGUUAUGCCUUGCAAAAAUGUUACCUAACUUUGAUCGAUGGCUCGUCAUCGAUCAAGUGUUACCUUUUCUACAAGAAAUUCCACGCUCUAGCGAGCCUGCAGUUCUCAUGGCUAUCAUAGGUAUCUACAGGAUGUUACUGAAUCAUAGCAAAGUGGGAAUGAGUAAAGAAAUAAUAGCAACGAAGAUUUUACCUUUUCUAUUACCUCUAUGUAUUGAGCAAAAUUUUAGUUUCCCGCAAUAUGAAAUUCUAUCAAACUUGGUGAUGGAAAUGAUCAGUCGUGUAACAUCAGAGCAUAAGGAAGCUUUGAAACAAUUAGAUGCGAUGCGCAAUGAAACACAACAAUUGAAUUUAGAACUUUCAGAAUCUACCAACAUUUAUAAGAAAAUUGUUUCACCCACUGAUAACAUAAAUCCAAUUCCAGCCAUCCCUGCUCCAAAUACGAGUGUAAAUACAAAUUUGAAGUCCCUGCAGAUUGAAAAUGGUUUGACCAUGGAAGAUAAGCUUCGGUUAAUUCAACAGCAAGAAGUACAUCAAAGAUUACAAUCCCAGGCACCCUUAAUACCAACAAGUAUUCAACCUAAUAAAAAGCCAGCAGUAAAAGAUUUAACUGAUACUUUGUUAAAAUCUAACUUGGAUCAGUUAAACUUUUCAAUCUCGAAUUCGAAACCUAAUUAUUCCUGGAAAUCUCCGGGUUCUAGUCAACAUCAAUUGAACCCGCAAGCACAAAAUUUACAUUUAAAUAACAUAGGAAAUACAUGUGUUCCUAAUUUAAUGAUUCCUCAAAAUAAUAUCAAUUACCCGAUGAAUCAGUUAGAAUUUCAGUCAAAUUUAACUUCUAAUUCAAGCCAAAACAUGGAGAAGCCACCUUCUUGCGAUGUAAUGGACUUGCUUAGUUAAUGAUUUUAAUAAUACAAGUGUCGUAGAAUUAAGCACUAAUGAGUGUAAGGUAUUUUAUUAAUUAAAUUUAUUAUAACCUAAAAUUUCUUGUAUUUCUAUGGUUCGAUUUUUGUUGUAGGACAAAUAAAAUUAAGAGCAUUUGGAAGGUCUAAUUUAAA